Hypomesus transpacificus is the source of this 4512-nucleotide messenger RNA. Its product is annotated as terminal nucleotidyltransferase 5A-like. Gene Ontology annotation, molecular function: RNA binding; poly(A) RNA polymerase activity. The record is from RefSeq and is a predicted model, not a curated record. Gene Ontology annotation, biological process: mRNA stabilization. NCBI's taxonomy places the organism in Eukaryota, Metazoa, Chordata, Actinopteri, Osmeriformes, Osmeridae.
CCGCCGUUCGUUACAUGGGAAACAUAUUCAUCAGAAACCCUUGAGCAUCUAAGGCGCGGGACCUCAUCGUCGUGACGCACGAUCAUUAAGCGAAAAACAUCCACAAUGUGACGGCCAAUUGGUACAGCGGGAGUUAAUUAUUUGCUUUGCUGACUUAAGUACAGUGCGUAAAACAGGAACUUCGGCGGAGAUACUCCAACCCACUUGGGUGCAAAUGUUAACUAAAUCAAGAACGUGUAAGAUUCUUGCACUUUGUUCUUAACGAAGAGAUUGUGAAGACACUGUGUGAAAGGAUUUACCCGCUGAAGACCUUUAAAAACCCAUUUGAACCCACAAACUGAUAUGCGCUUCUGGGUUAUGGCGAAACAACUGAAACAGAGAACGCAUGGAAGUCGACAGAUACAGAGCAUUGCAUGAUCUUCGCUUCAAGAGAAUAUCCUGUAACCCAUUCAAAUAUUUAGUCCAUGUACUGGAAAAGUUCUUGUAAAGGAGAGACCCAAUCCCUAACAUUAUGAAUACCAACGCUGGAGCAUAACACUUGGCCACUCCGGCACUCCUUGAAUACUUGUGCGUAUGAGGAUGACACUUUUUGGCAUUUUAUUGUUAUGAUUAAUAGCCUACCUACAAUUAUACAGGUAGAAACAGCCAGCUGAUGUGGAAAGCCUGCUUGGAAAGGCUACUCCACCGGCAAUACGUCUGCAUUAUUUCACAGCCACGCAGAAGACAGAGUUAGUCUUAAGUUUGGACGUUUACAUUUUGUUAUCUACCUCUUAAGAUGGGCGAUACAGGCGAUUCAAGUCCGGUGGACAGCUGCCAAGAUGGGGAAAGCAGCAACCUCAGCGUGCUCAACUGGGAGCAAGUGCAGCGGCUGGACGCUAUCCUGACCGAGUCCAUUCCCAUCCAUGGCCGCUGGAACUUUCCCACCCUGGAAAUGAAACCACGGGACAUUGUCAAAGUGGUGAGGUGUCGCAUGGAGGAGAAACGGAUACACGUUCGGGAGGUCCGUUUGAACGGUUCUGCGGCCAGCCAUGUUCUUCACGAGGACAGCGGUUUGGGAUGGAAAGAUCUAGACCUGAUAUUCUGUGCUGAUCUAAAAGGGGAACUGGAGUUUCAGACAGUGAAGGAUAUAGUUUUGGAUGCGUUAUUGGAUUUCUUGCCAGAAGGAGUAAAUAAAGAGAAAAUCACACCUGUGACCUUAAAGGAGGCCUAUGUGCAGAAGAUGGUUAAGGUGUGCAAUGACUCAGACCGCUGGAGCCUUAUCUCACUCUCCAACAACCACGGUAAGAACGUGGAGCUCAAGUUUGUGGACUCUCUCCGGCGCCAGUUUGAAUUCAGCGUGGACUCCUUCCAGAUCCGCCUGGACUCUCUCCUCUUGUUCUACGAGUGCUCAGAGCACCCGAUGGCCGCCACCUUCCACCCGACCAUUCUGGGCGAGAGUGUGUACGGAGACUUCCCUGUAGCCCUGGACCACCUGCGCAAGCGCCUCAUCUGCACACGCAGCCCAGAGGAGAUCCGUGGAGGCGGCCUGCUCAAGUACUGCCACCUGCUGGUGCGGGGGUUCCGCGCGGUCUCGGAGCCUGAGAUGAGGCUGCUCCAGCGCUACAUGUGCUCCCGGUUCUUCAUCGACUUCUCCGAGGUGGGCGAGCAGAGGAGAAAGCUCGAGUCCUACCUCCAGAACCACUUUGUGGGCCUGGAGGACAGGAAGUACGACUACCUCGCCACACUGCACGACGUGGUCCAGGAGAGCACCGUGUGCCUGAUGGGCCACGAGCGCCGCCAGACGCUCAACCUCAUCUCCUCGCUGGCGCUGCGCGUCCUCGCCGAGCAGAACGUCAUCCUCAAUGCCGCCAACGUCACGUGCUUCUACCAACCCGCCCCCUACGUCGCCGAUGGGAACUUCAGCAAUUACUACGUUGCCCAGGUGCAGCCCGUGUACACCUGCCCCCCCCCCCCGCACUACGCCGCGCCCCAGUACCUCCACCCCAUGUACAGCACCUGGUUGCCAUGCAACUGACGGGGGUGCUGACGAUGCGUGGCGCACACACACACACACACACUCUCAGGCACAGAGUUUGAACCCCAACUUUGGAGCUGUGAGUUUCCCUGACAUGGUAGGGAAGGAGGAGAUGCUUUCUCUGCUUGAUUUCCAGAGCGAGAGAUGGGAGCUUUGCUUUGGUUGCUGUUUAGUGUACGGGGUAGGGACCAAAAAGAGAGUCAAAGAAGGGGAGAUGAGAGGAGUAAAUAUAAGAGAAGGACUGAUUUGGUAUUGAGAAGAAAAGGGAGAGAGAGAGAGAGAGAGAGAGAGAGAGAGAACAGGCCAGAUGAGUGGAGAAGAGAGGAAUGAAGGAAGCUGAAGAGAUGAACCUCUUGGUUCCAGACUGGGACUAAAGAGGAAGCUUUUCUCUCAAGGGCUCAGAGGAGGAGGAGGGACCGGAUCUUGAGGGUAGUCUGACUUAAGAGGAUGCCAAUGUUAGCUUUUGGGCUAUCAGGCCAGUCUGCACAUGGCUUCGAUUCAGAGAUGGAGAAUACAUUCCACACCUGGUUGGACAAUCUAGUACUGCCAGACUGAUAGCAAAUUUGUCUGGAAGCUGAAUACUACAAUAAUAAUGCAGUGAAAUAUUGAACAAAGCCAAUGGAAGAAUUGGCUGCGACUCUAAAUGAUUGUAAUGGACUCACCUCUUGUAAGGAUGUAGCCAUACAACACACACACACACACACACACAAAACAGACACACACACACAAAAUGGGAAGUUUUAAGAACACCCUAAGAGCUGACCUUUCAGUGUUUGCCAGGGAAAAUGAGAAGUGAGACCAGCUCCCAUUUACAUCGCAAAACCUGAUCUGAACAUUGUUUACAAAGAUCUGUUCAGUUAGAUACCCACGUUUUGUCUCUUUAACAAUUUCCUUGUGAAUAGUUGUUUCUCAAGUGCCUCAUGCCUAAAGGGAAUAAAUACAAACAUCUUCAUUUUAUAUUAAAUGAAGGUGGUUAUAUUAAAGAUAAUGUGUGUCCAUAAGAAUGUACAUUUGUUUAGAUGGUGUUAAUGAAUGUAUACUUAACAGCACUGUUAUAGUCCAUGGACAGUUAACUGUUAUCGAGAUAAAGAGACACAGUUUAAGGCUUAUUGGUCUGUGAAUUAGUAAAAAGUUCACUCAGUCUUAUUUUCUAAAUUAAAAUACAGGCAAACAGAUGUAUUUACUGGAUAGUAGUACAGGAAUAAAUGACCAAAAUAGAUUUUCCCCUGAAGAAAUUAGUAACAAAGAGCAUUGAUUAUAGGGAGUCAGGUGGCUGAGCAGUUAGGGAAUCGGGCUAGUAAUCUGAAGGUUGCCAGUUCAAUUCCCGGCAAUUUGGCUGUGCCAAAUUAUGUUGUGUCCUGGAGCAAGGCACUUCACCCUACUUCCCUCGGGGAAUGUCCCUGUAGUUACUGUAAGUCGCUCUGGAUAAGAGAAAAUUACGAAAUGACUAAAUGUUAAUGUAACAUAUAGAUUGUAAGGUUUGUGUUUGAGGCUUUGUGAGAAGCCUCAAAGAGAUCAACAAGAAGGAAGAAUGUGAUAAGAAUGAGUGACUGAGACUCCAGUCUAGGGUGACCUCGUCCUGUGUCCUGUUUGUAGGAAGGGUGGAGGUUCCACUGUGCAUACAGGGAUGUGUUGUAACCAUGGUGAAAGAUAGAAGAAGGGGAAACGAAAGAGCAGUGACGAUGUGAGGGAUUGGGUAGGUACAGAGAGCGUUCCAAAUGUUGGAGAGUAAAAUACACCAUUUUGACACUGUGCAGAGAUAGUCUUGAGAGUGUAGAGGCUUCAUUUUCCUGUACAGAGGGCUCAGUUUGACAGUGUAAAAGGAUCAUUUUUACACGUGUGUGUGGUCCAUUUAACUUGUUCUUUGCUCAGCAAUGUUGACUUUUAUGAUGCUGUUGUGUGCACAGUAUUUCAUAUGAGAUAUGAUAAAGGACGUCCCUGUGAAACAUUUGCUCCUUUUAUUUUCAUAAGGGAAUACAAUCAACAUGUUAACCGGAUGGACAUUAAGACAAUCCUCAUAAUUUAGUAAUUAUGUCUGUAAAUUACUUUGUGCUUUUAACUUCGUGUUUUUUCCUCAAAGGCGCAAACUUUGAAAAAUGCUUCAUAUUUUGGUCCAUGAGUGCACAAUUCUCACGGUUUUCCUUAGGACAGAUCUCUUAUUUUUUUUAUCAUAAUCUCUCUAUUUUUGUACAUGUUUGGCUAAAUGCAAGUCAUGUUGAUAGCCCAACUCGUGGUGGCUACAAAAAGUGUUAUUGUAUGAGUCUCUGUGUAAUAUUCACUUUAACUAUUAUAUACACACACACACAUACAGUAUAGUAGAGUACACAGGAUCCUUUUAAAAUACAAAUGUUGCAAGUUUUCCACCAUGUUGCUUUUGCAAUGUAUUUUGUUUUCUUUGGAUGUUUUCUGCUACCAUAAAAAAAAAAAUGGUGGUUAAAGUUUGACCAUGGUGUAAAUGUUAUUGCCAUUCAGUUUGGAGUAAAAAAAAAGAUUUAAAA